Nothoprocta perdicaria is the source of this 2074-nucleotide messenger RNA. It is a transcript of the gene CALCR, whose product is annotated as calcitonin receptor. The transcript has 13 exons. Lineage: Eukaryota; Metazoa; Chordata; Aves; Tinamiformes; Tinamidae. Gene Ontology annotation, cellular component: plasma membrane; axon. Gene Ontology annotation, molecular function: amylin receptor activity; calcitonin receptor activity. Bases 58 to 1491 code for a protein of 477 amino acids. Gene Ontology annotation, biological process: adenylate cyclase-activating G protein-coupled receptor signaling pathway; positive regulation of cytosolic calcium ion concentration; cell surface receptor signaling pathway. The record is from RefSeq and is a predicted model, not a curated record.
UACUUGUUUUACAAGCACUGCUGCAGAGAUCUCAAAAAAUUAAGUGUCAGCUACAGCAUGUCCCUCCAGAAAGAAUCCACAAUGAAAGAAACAACCCACAGUUGCUUCUUACUGAUUAUCCUUCUAAUUAGAAUGGUUCCAAGUCUUACUUCUACUGUAAAUUAUACUGAUCCUACAUUAGAGCCUGUAGUAACUGAAAAUUCAGUCAUACGACAGAAGAUAAUAGAUUCGCAGUUCAAAUGCUAUGAGAGGAUGAACAGAGCUCCUCCAUAUAGGAAAAAAGGUCUGUUCUGUAACCGAACGUGGGACGGAUGGUUGUGCUGGGAUGACACACCUGCAGGAAGAGUCACUGCUCAGAAUUGUCCAGAUUAUUUUCCAGACUUUGAUCCAACRGAAAGGGCUUCAAAGUAUUGUGAUGAAACUGGAAACUGGUUCCGACAUCCUGAGAGCAACCGAACAUGGUCCAACUAUACUCUCUGCAAUUCUUUCACCUCUGAAAAACUGAAGAUGGCGUUCAUACUUUAUUAUAUGGCGAUCGUUGGCCAUGCUUUGUCUAUAACAUCCCUGUUGAUUUCCUUGGCAAUUUUCUUCUAUUUCAAGAGCCUCAGCUGUCAAAGGAUAACGCUGCACAAGAAUCUGUUUUUUUCUUAUGUGCUGAACUCCAUGUUUACCAUUGCCCACCUCAUUGCUGUUGUACCUAAUCCAGGCCUUGUAAAAAGGGAUCCCGUAAGCUGCAAAGUGCUGCAGUUCUUUCAUCAGUACAUGUUGGGCUGCAACUACUUCUGGAUGCUCUGCGAAGGCAUUUAUCUCCACACUUUAAUUGUGGUGGCAGUGUUUGCUGAAGAGCAGCGCUUACACUGGUAUUACCUCUUGGGCUGGGGCUUCCCUUUGGUGCCAGCAUCUAUUCACGCUGUUGCAAGAGCCAAAUACUUCAAUGACAACUGCUGGAUGAGUGUUGACACUCACUUGCUUUAUAUUGUUCAUGGACCUGUAAUGGCAGCUUUAUUGGUCAAUUUUUUCUUUUUGCUUAACAUUGUCCGAGUUUUGGUGACAAAGCUAAGAGAUACUCACCGUGCUGAGUCCAACAUGUAUAUGAAAGCUGUCAGAGCUACUUUAAUCCUGGUGCCCUUACUAGGAAUUCAGUUUGUUAUUAUCCCCUGGAGACCAGAAAACCGACUUGCUGGAGAAAUAUAUGAUUACAUCAUGCAUAUAUUAAUGCAUUACCAGGGCUUGCUUGUUGCAACUAUCUUCUGCUUCUUCAAUGGCGAGGUACAAGGAGCCUUGAAAAGGCAAUGGACACAGUAUAAAACACAGUGGGGCCAAAGGCGCCGAGAGCACUGUUCCACACGAUCUACCUCCUACACGGCAACAUCCAUCACAGAGGUCCCCGUUUACUUGUACCAUCAUGACUCCAACAACGAGCAGCUAAACGGCAGAUACGUAGAUGACUCUGAACUCGUUGCGUUAAAAUCUGGCGAGACAUCUGCCUAGCUCAACAGCAACCAUUACAAACUCAUCAUUUCACGUUCUGCUUGUGAACAAAGUAGGGAGAAGGGUGGAAGUGUGGAAAUCAAGCCAUGGUGUGAGAGRGCAUGACCAGAUGACAAGACGCAUUAUAUUGAAGCCACAUCAACCUUUUCCAGGCAUGACACAGAGACAGUGUCAUGCAAAGAUGUGAAGAGCAGUCCAUCCUACUCAACAUGCAGCGACUCAACAUGGAACUGCUCACCAAGCUACAUAAUUUCCACACUUCCUGGUACCAGCCAUAUGAAGUGACAAUACAACCAUACCAACAGUUUCAGAUGACCCAUAGUAAAUAGGAAAGAAAGGACCAGUAUCUGAUGUUUUAAACUUUUAGCACUUUUUGCUUCAGUUACUUUUAUUCAACCAGAGAUUUUGAAGUAUCAGCUUUCACAAGAAAUAACUGGCUUGGAAUCUUUUCCCUUUCCCCUCUUAAGGAGCUUGAUGCCAUCUUAAAUCUUUUUGUACCUGGUAAGACCAAAAAAAGAAUCACUCUAAAGUAUUCAAAUAUUGAUGAUUUCCAAAGGAUACCCAAAAUAUUACCAUGCCAUUA